Molecule: messenger RNA, 4323 nt
Organism: Corticium candelabrum
Lineage: Eukaryota; Metazoa; Porifera; Homoscleromorpha; Homosclerophorida; Plakinidae
Product: A disintegrin and metalloproteinase with thrombospondin motifs 18-like
Exons: 28
Coding region: 376-4041 (1221 amino acids)
Biological process (GO): proteolysis; extracellular matrix organization
Cellular component (GO): extracellular matrix
Molecular function (GO): metalloendopeptidase activity
Source: RefSeq, a predicted model, not a curated record
CUCUGUCAUAGCCAAGGUUCAGGCAUUUGUUACUGCGGUUGUACAGUACCCAGAAGUAACUUGAGCCACACUGUCUUGUCACCUAACUACAACUUCACACCCUCUUUGUCACCAACUACAGCUAUGCGUCAGGGCAUUCAUGAGCGUGAACCUCCAGAUGACUAUUGAUUGGCAGACCCAGAUACCUUGACAGACGUUUUUGUUUGCAGAGAAAUAAAUUUUCAUGCAGGAAGAGAGCUUUGCUGCUGCUUCCGACAUUUUCUGAUGCAGUGUAAUUGGCUUUGUCUCUGGUCACACCAGCUUAUAAAAUUCAAAGGAGGAUUGUCAACAACAUUGUUUAUUGAAGCAGCAGCACUAUAGGAGAUCGAUUGAAAGAUGUGGCCAUGGAUACUACAGUUGAUGCUAUGUUGUUGCUAUGCUUUUGCUUCUGUUGUUGCUGCAAACGGAGGACCAUUCAAGGGGUUCAAUUCCAAGUGGCUGGAACAUCCAGACACAGAUAUUGCAUUUCCUGUGCUUAUUCACUCAGAGGGCUUUACCAGUAACUUGCUACCUUCAAAGUCUGAUCGAAACAAGCGUAGUGUUGGUACUGGAAGCGGUCUUCUCUUAUAUCGUCUUAGUGGAUUUGGAGUUAAUUAUGAGCUCCAGAUGGCAUCUAAUGACAAAUUAGUAUCAACUUCAGUUCUUGUGCAAACUAUCCAAGAUGGAAAUAUGGGAGAAGAAGAAGUCAUGACAGAAUACGUUGUCAAUAAAGGGUGUCAUUUGAAUGGAUUGGUUCGUGUUGAUGAUGACAAUGGGAGUUUAGACAACACGCAGUGGGGUCGGGCAGCAAUCAGUGUUUGUGAUGGUAACAUGACUGGCGUUAUGAAGAUGUGGGACUAUGAGGUGCAUAUUGAAGUUUCGACAGAAGGGGAAACUCCAAAGAGACAUAUUCUGCAGAAGAGGUUUACAGAAACGAAUAUGUUUGAUGGAAAUUAUUGCAAUGUUACUGAAGCUGAUGGUGUUCAAAACAACGAGAGGCAUUCUGAACAUUUGAAACGUGCAGCAGGAAGCAUAAGAGCAAAACGGCAGUCACUUCAUAAUCAAACCUUGUAUGUUGAGACAAUGGUUGCUGUAGAUAAAAUCACUCUAAAACGGUGGAAGAAGUUGGGAAUUACUCAAGUUGAAAAUUAUGCUUUAACAUUGGUGAACAUUGCAAAUAUGCUGUGGGCAAACAGUGCAACUGGAUUCGAUGUCAGAAUUGUAGUAACGCGUAUGAUGUUUCUAAGGAAAACUCCUAGAAAUCUCAAGCUCACCAGAAACUCAGAAGUUCUUUUGAAUUUAUUUUGUGAAUGGCAGAAUUCAAUAAAUAGUCACAAUGAAAGUCUGCUAUCCCAUUAUGAUUAUGCUAUUCUUAUUACGGGGAAUGAGCUUUGUCACAAAGUAGGGGGCAAAAAGGUUUGUGUAGAAUAUGGUCGUGCAUAUCGUGGAGACAUGUGCAAUUUACCUCGCUCAUGCCAAGUGGCUACCAGUGCUGGUUUUCGUACUGGUUUUGUCAUUGCUCAUGAAAUGGGGCACAGUUUUGGUAUGAUCCAUGAUGAUGGCAAUAACUGUGGAGCUCAGCAGGGACUAAUGGCAGUCAAGGCGUCUGCUAAAACGAAUCUGUUUCGAUGGUCUCCAUGCAGCCUAAGGGAUAUGCAAAAUUUUCUCAGAAAUAAAGAUCAUUAUGGCUGUUUAUUGGAUUCACCUCCAUCCGACACACUUCAAUUUCGAGACAGGUGGGCGGGGUCACGAUAUGACCUUAAUGAACAAUGUUCAUUUGAAGUUGGAAUGAAUACAACCGUGUGUGACUCUGGAGGAAGUGUCUGUCAAGCAUUGGUGUGUCGGGUGGAUAACCGAUGCUCAACUUCGUAUGUUCCUGCUCUUGAUGGAAGUAUUUGUGGUCAAAAGAGAGUUUGUGUUCGUGGACGGUGUGUUCUUGCAACUGAAAGAGAUCAACAUACUUUGGUCGCUGCUGCUUGGUGUGAAUGGUCACAAGUUUCUAGUUGUUCCGAAAGUUGUGGAGGUGGUUUAAAAUAUCGCACACGAGUUUGCAAUUGCCCACAGCCAAGUCAUGGAGGACAAUUUUGUGAGGGCAGAAACUACACUGUGGAGCUGUGCAAUACCCUGCCUUGCCAUAUUAAUUCUCUUGAUCCAAAAGUGAAAGCGUGUCGUACUAAGACUGACAGCAGCAGCAAGCCAAUGGAACCAUACUACAGAGAGAACAAUGCAUGUAGACUGCAUUGCUUCAGUACUACUACGGGUGAAGUGGUUGCAAUGAACGAAUCAGUUCAAAAUGCAACAAAAUGCAAUCCCACUAUGCCAUCCAAUGACCGAUGCUUUAGAGGCCAGUGCGAGAAAUUUGGUUGUGAUUACAAGUGGCAGUCAAAUGCCCAUGAAGAUUAUUGUGGUGUGUGCCAGGGUACUCGAAGAACAUGCAAAUUUCGAUCAAAAGUUUAUUCAAAGCAAAUAGCUAAGUCUGGCUAUCAUGGAGUCGUUAAAAUUCCAAUUCAAGCCACAAAUAUUGUUAUUGAAGAAAUGGAUAUCCUGAAUGAUUUAUACUUAGCAUUACAGCUAAGUUCAGGAUCACAAUUGUUUGUGUUGAAUGGCAAUAAACGACCAGGAGCUGCAUGGUCAACAAUUGAGGCUGCUGGAACAGUGAUUGAAUACUCAAGGCCUUCCUAUGCUCAUGAAACUAUCAGAAUUAAGGGUCCAUUGCAGGAGCUUGUCAAGAUCAUGAUUUUCUCUGCUCAAACAAACAGUUCUUUAAGUGCAAGGAUCAAAGUGCAAUACUCAAUGCCUUUGAAUCGUACGGAUUAUGGUAGAGGUAUAAAAGAAUAUAUUUGGGAGAAAAGGGAUGGAGCUUGCUCCAAGACCUGCAGAGGAGGCUUUCAAGAGGUAUCAUUCUACUGUCGAGCAACAAUAGGAGGACAUUAUGUCAACUACACUUAUUGUGAUAGUACUGCCACACAUGCUCCCAAGUCCCAUACUAUUGCGUGCAACACAGAUGUUCUUUGCAAUGGAGGCUCACCUGUCUACAACUGGCAUAUUGGUAAUUGGAGUCAUUGCUCUGCUACAUGUGGAACAAGUCAGAGGGAACGAGAUGUUCGUUGCUAUGAUGAAACGACUUCUGUGUAUGUUGACAAUAAUUAUGAUCGAUGUCAAGCUCAAGAACCAUCUACUAUGCAAACUUGCCUUGUGCCAGUGUGCAAGAAGAAACCAGUCAAUGGUGGUUGGUCAAAGUGGGAAGUGUCUGGAGAUUGCUCAAAGACUUGUGGCUCAGGGAUAGGCGUGGAGACUAGAACCUGUACCAAUCCAAAACCAAGUAAUGGAGGGAAGCGUUGUGUUGGUGUAGCUCAACGACAGGUUUGUUGCAACACUAAGACAUGCAUACCUACUAGCAUCAAUGGAUUCACAGUUCAAUGCAGUAAAAAGUAUCCAAGCUCAAAGGCUCUGUUUUCUCCUGUUGAUUUGUUAGCAUGCCGAAUCAAGUGUCAGUUAUCUGGUGGAUCUGAGGGCACUGUUGAUGCUGAGGAUGGAACUCGGUGUCAGUUACAGUCAUCAAGCCGAUGUCUCAAUCAAAAAUGUGUGCCUGUUGGAUGUGACUGUGAGUUUGGAUCUACAAACACAGCUGGGUGUGGACUUUGUUACAAUCAAUCAGCUAACUGCAAAUUAUUCACUUCCAAAUACAGCCUACAAAAUUAUAACGCAGGAAGAAAUCACCAUAUUGUAGGUAUACCAAUAAAUGCUUAUCACUUACAAGUGAGCAUGAAGAAGGAUGUGAGCGGAAUUAUAACGAUUCAAAGCUUUAGAAGAGAAUCGGUGAGCUUCAGCAAAUUCCGUUACUCUGGGGAAAGCAUGUUUGCUUUUGGUGGAGAAGUAAGAUAUACUUCCGCUUCUGCUGAAGAGUCAUUGAUGUUUUAUGGGCCAACUGCAGAGGAUUUGACAAUUUCUAUUUAUUUGUUGGGUAGCGUUGGUAAUCAGAAGUCUGAUGCUAUACGUGUGUCAUAUUUCAAGGGAGCAUGAAAAGAGAGACGAGAGAAAGAACUAACUAACAAAUCUAAUUACAGUGCCUAGCAUAACUGGUCUUUCUCCGCCGCGGGGGGAGGGGGGGAGGGAUACCGGCUGGAGGGAUACCGGCUGGACUAUGGAGCCUAAACUAGAAGGCACUGCAAAAGUAGGGUAAGACGAUUCUAACUGCACGUACUUUGUCAAACACCAGUCUGUUAACAAAACAAAACUGAUUAGGUUACAGUACGCUUUGAAAUGUCAGAAGAAACAUUUGCAAUAGAACAACGACUCUAGCUA